This is a messenger RNA of Brassica oleracea var. oleracea, 1350 nucleotides long. Its product is annotated as tubby-like protein 8. Bases 73 to 1251 code for a protein of 392 amino acids. The record is from RefSeq and is a predicted model, not a curated record. NCBI's taxonomy places the organism in Eukaryota, Viridiplantae, Streptophyta, Magnoliopsida, Brassicales, Brassicaceae. The transcript is spliced from 9 exons.
GAAAAAGAUAUAAAUAAACUCUCAGUCCCCUCGUAAAGUUUUAAACUUGAAAGCAACCCAAAAGCCUAAACCAUGGCUGGUUCGAGAAAGGAGAAUGAUUUAUUGGAGGAUGAUAAAGAAAACGUGGAGACAGUCUCGCGCUCUGUUUCCGUUAAGAAAGGAGAGGAUAAGGAGAAUGUCUCGCCUGGAAACAGCUCUGCCUCUGUGGAAACUAAGAAGCAAGACCGAGCCUUGAAGUCUCGAUCGAUGAAGGGAGAUUCUAAGUUUCCCAAUGAGGUUACGAACUUCAAAUCUUUCUCGACGGGUGGUCGAGCAGCUCUGAAGCAGACAUCGCUGCAAGUGUGUAUGCAGCUGAACAGCGAUGAGGUCGAUAAGGGUGUGAAAACUUGGACUAGUGUUGAUUCUGAGCAUUUGAAAGUCUGGGAGUUUUCGGAUUCCGAAGCUGCCCCUGCUUCCUCUUGGUCUACUUUGCCUAAUAGGGCUUUGCUGUGUAAGACGCUACCUUUGGAUGUGGGUAGAUGCACUUGUCUGAUUGUCAAAGAGAAAUCGCCAGAAGGCUUAAGCGACGGUUCUGUAUAUUCACUUUAUACACAUGAAGGUCGUGGAAGGAAAGACCGGAAGCUAGCCGUGGCUUACCACAGGCGGCGUAACGGGAAGUCUGUGUUUAGGAUUGCACAGAACGUUAAGGGGUUAUUGUGCAGUUCGGAUGAAAGUUAUGUUGGUUCUAUGGCGGCUAAUCUCAUGGGUUCUAAGUACUACAUAUGGGAUAAGGGAGUUCGAGUUGGAUCUGUAGGUAAAAUGGUGAAGCCGCUUCUUUCAGUUGUAAUCUUCACACCUACUAUAGCAACUUGGACAGGGAGUUACAGAAGAAUGAGAGCUUUACUACCAAAGCAGCAGCCAGUGCAGAAGAACAAUACUAAGCAGGUCCAACAAGCUAGUAAACUACCGCUUGAUUGGCUUGAGAAUAAGGAUCAAGUUCAGGAGCUAUGCUCAAGGAUACCACAUUACAACAAAAUCUCCAAGCAGCAUGAGUUGGACUUCAGAGACAGAGGAAGAACAAGUCUAAAAAUACAAAGCUCGGUGAAAAACUUUCAGCUCACACUCACGGAGAACUCCAGGCAGACGAUUCUUCAGAUGGGAAGAGUAGACAAAUCAAAGUAUGUAAUUGACUUCAGGUAUCCAUUCUCAGGCUACCAAGCAUUCUGCAUUUGCUUAGCUUCCAUUGAUUCCAAGCUUUGUUGUACUGUUUGAACACUAUAAAGUUUGGAGAGUUCAAUCCAUGAACAUCCCUCCAACUAUCAUAUCAUCUGUAUUCAUUGCUUUUCUGCAUAAUCAAUUUCUCUUAUCUCA